GUAAAAUCUACAAAAAAAAUAAAAAUCAAAGGGGGUGGUCUUAACGGUACAGGUCAGAAGUCCCACGUGCACUUGGGGGAGAUCUCGACGACGCCUUUCUCUUUCUCUUACAAACUCUCUCAUCUCACUCACAAACAAGUAAAAGCUCAGUUUCUCCUUCAUUACACACAGUAACAGAGAAACGAGAGAGGACUCGACACUUUGGUUUUUUUCAUCGUCUUUGUUUAAUCUUCUUGUAAUGGUUAACCUCAAAGAUCAAGACAUGGGAGAAGGUAUACAAUGCAUAACACAUCCUUACACAAAGAACCCUGGUGGUAUCUGUCCCUUAUGUCUCCAAGAAAAGCUCGGUAAGCUCGUCACUUCCUCUUUCCCUCUCCCUAAACCAAACCACCUCUCUUAUCCUAAAUCCUCCUCUCCUUCUUCCACCACCUCUCUUGCUCUAUCUCUCUCAUCCGGAAGCAACGUAAGAGAUAGCAAUAACAACAACAACAACCUCCCGUUUCUUCUUGCCAAGAAGAAGAGUAUGCUCGCAGCUUCUUCACCCUCUUCAGCUAAUCUUAUCUACAAGAGAAGCAAGUCAACGGCUGCUGCUUACGGUGAGGGUUUCAACCAGAGGAAAAGAAGUGGGUUCUGGUCCUUUCUUCAUCUCUACUCUUCCAAACACCAAACCACCAAAAAAGUUAGCCAUUCUUCUAAGCCAAGAAACCAGAUAACAGCAGAGACACCCAAGAGGGUUGUUGGUGGAGGGGGCAUUGAUGUGAUAGCGGAGGAAGAAGAUGAGAGUACUAACAACAAAGUUGUUGUAGAAACGCCAACAAACAGUGUUGGCAGUGGUGGAGGUGGUGGAUCUUCUUUUGGGAGGAAAGUGUUGAGGUCUAGAUCUGUAGGGUGUGGAAGCAGAAGCUUCUCUGGAGACUUCUUCGAGAGGAUCUCUAAUGGGUUUGGAGAUUGCGCACUGAGAAGGAUUGAGUCACAGAGAGAAUCCACAAAGGUUAUUAGUAAUGGUGGUGGUGGUGGUGAAGCAGCUGAUGAUGCCAUGAGUGAAAUGGUUAAAUGUGGUGGUAUCUUUGGUGGGUUUAUGAUUAUGACAUCAUCAGCAUCAGCAACCGUUAAUCAUCAUAAGAUGGGGAAUAGAAGCUGGGGAUGGGCUUUUGCUAGUCCAAUGAGAGCCAAGACUACUAAUCAUAGAGGUCGUACCAUUACAGAGUCUUCAACUACUGACAAGAACACAUCUCCAAACUUGGACUCAAUUCCUUCCUUGGUUGCUAUGAAAAGCUAAAAGAGAUAAAUUAUAAAGUACUUUUAAUCUCUACAUAAUUUCAUAUUUCAUUCAUGUGUUUAGUUAGGAUGUUCUUUUGUUAUUUGGACAUUGGUUUGAUCUUUUUAGUACAACCAGUAAUGUAAUGUCACACUAUUUUCUAUUUCAUGCUAUGUUCAUCUU
Brassica oleracea var. oleracea is the source of this 1441-nucleotide messenger RNA. RefSeq lists its product as uncharacterized. The record is from RefSeq and is a predicted model, not a curated record. Bases 239 to 1279 code for a protein of 346 amino acids. NCBI's taxonomy places the organism in Eukaryota, Viridiplantae, Streptophyta, Magnoliopsida, Brassicales, Brassicaceae. The transcript has a single exon.